Saccoglossus kowalevskii is the source of this 534-nucleotide messenger RNA. RefSeq lists its product as uncharacterized. Gene Ontology annotation, molecular function: G-protein alpha-subunit binding. NCBI's taxonomy places the organism in Eukaryota, Metazoa, Hemichordata, Enteropneusta, Harrimaniidae. The record is from RefSeq and is a predicted model, not a curated record. Gene Ontology annotation, biological process: regulation of signal transduction. Gene Ontology annotation, cellular component: cytoplasm; nucleus.
AGGUGUUCCCCUAGAAUGGCGGUGUUUCCGUGUUACAUGGUUACCGUUGUAUUGUUCACGAAUUUUGCAUGAGUGUAGGCGCGUGUUUAGUACUAGAUCGGUCGUUUACUGGACACCUACAAGUACCAUCAAUCCAGCGAGCGUUUGACAAUUCGAGAUGUCAUGUGAACCGAGGGAAAGAGAAAACAGACAAGUAUGAAAGCUAUUGAAGUGACGGAAGAUAACUUCGAAGCUUUAUUGGCGUAUGAUGAUUUGUUUUUAGAUUAUUUUAAUGUCUUUCUCAGGCUGCCAGCCUUUCCACAGCCACUUUACUACAAUAGAUUAACGGGCACGUUUCAAGAAGUUGAAGAUUACCCAUUCGGCGACACCUCGCUAUGCAACACACCAAUACCAGCACAAUUCGCACCCUCUGAAGAAGAAAGAGAACGGAUACUAGAAUGGGCUAAAAGGGAUAGGCUUCCAUUAUUUCUAAGGAAUGCAUUAACUGAUGCGUUUCCUUUGACUUUGGUAACUUAUGGGAUGUCUGUUGCUUAG